This is a messenger RNA of Durio zibethinus, 489 nucleotides long. The record is from RefSeq and is a predicted model, not a curated record. NCBI's taxonomy places the organism in Eukaryota, Viridiplantae, Streptophyta, Magnoliopsida, Malvales, Malvaceae.
AUGAGAAGAACAUCGAUGUUGACUUGGAUUCUGAUCCUCUGCCUAUCCAUGGUACCAGUGCAUAGCCAAUACCAUUCUCAGAGCCUGCCAUUGGAUCCCAAGGCAGAGAAAGUCACCAAUCUCCACUUCUUUUUGCAUGAGACCCUCAGCGGUAAAAACCCUACAGCAGUCAUGGUAGCCCAGGCAAACAUCACAAGCAACGACAACAACUCACCAGUGCCAUUUGGCAGCGUAUUUACCAUUGAUGAUCCCCUCAAGACAGGUCCCGAUCAUAACUCAGAGCUGAUCGGAAAUGCUCAGGGGCUUGGGGUCUUGGCCGGCAAAAAUACAACGACCGUGGUGUUGUACUUGGAUUUUGGAUUUAGCAAGGGUAAGUUCAAGGGCAGCUCUAUAAGCAUAUUUUCGAGGAAUCCCAUGACAGAGAACGUACGUGAGCUUUCCGUGGUCGGAGGUAGAGGAAAUUCAGGAUGGCAAAAGGGUUUGCACUAA